Messenger RNA from Linepithema humile (Argentine ant), 561 nucleotides. Lineage: Eukaryota; Metazoa; Arthropoda; Insecta; Hymenoptera; Formicidae. The record is from RefSeq and is a predicted model, not a curated record.
AACUGAGUGCAAUACUUGCUAUUUUAAGAGAUAAAUUUCCAGCAAACGAAGGAAUUGAUGAAGUUACUAUGGAUUUGAUGCCUCAAUUUCCUUUGACAUCAAUUGAACAAUACCUAGAAUUCAAUGAAACAUUAAAAAAUAAUGAAGCAUUUCGUAAAUGUUUUGACAAAAGAAUUAAAUGUAUUGGUGGUGACUCCAUACAAAAAAUGGUUUCCAAUAUUCUAACAAACUGUAUAUCAUUUGACCUUGGUCAUAAGCUAUCUUGGACCGGUGCAAAAAAUACGAUUGCAAUAGAAAAUUCUACUUUUGCAAACAUCAUAGUUGCGGCUGUAAGUUUUACAAAAGGCAAAGGACCUGACUGCACCGUUACAUCCAUUGUAAAACAUAUCAAGAGCUGGUUACAACAUGCUGGUGAUAAGAUGAGAUAUAGAAUGAAAAAACAACAAUAGAGGACUGCUUCAUCAAUAUUCUCGAUUGAAAUACAUUUGGCGUCAUCUUUCAUAUAUGUAUAUUUGCUAUUAAUAAAAUAUACUGUGUUAAUAAAAUAUCAAGUGAAAAAAU